AUGCGUUCAUCGAAGUUCUGUCUAAAUCCUGCAGGAGACACGCCUCCCUCUUGCUGCCUGUUUGAUGCUAUCGUGAGCCACUGUGUUCCUGUUAUUGUGAGUGACAAAAUUGAACUCCCCUUCAAGGAUGAAAUCAACUACAAAGAGUUCUCUAUUUUUUUCUCUGUCAAUGAGGCAUUGGUUCCCGGUUACAUGGUUACAAAGCUCCGUGAAUUUCCUAAAGAGAGAUGGCUUGACAUGUGGAGGCGGCUCAAAAAUGUCUCCCAUCACUUUGAAUUUCAGUAUCCCCCGAAAAAGGAAGAUGCUGUGAAUAUGCUAUGGAGACAGGUAAAGCACAAGGUUCCCGCGGCCAAACUUGCUGUACAUAGGAGCCAGAGAUUGAAAGUGCCAGACUGGUGGCACCGAAGGAGAUAG
Camellia sinensis is the source of this 414-nucleotide messenger RNA. The record is from RefSeq and is a predicted model, not a curated record. NCBI's taxonomy places the organism in Eukaryota, Viridiplantae, Streptophyta, Magnoliopsida, Ericales, Theaceae.